Cryptomeria japonica (Japanese cedar) is the source of this 2166-nucleotide messenger RNA. RefSeq names its product probable LRR receptor-like serine/threonine-protein kinase At1g53430. Lineage: Eukaryota; Viridiplantae; Streptophyta; Pinopsida; Cupressales; Cupressaceae. Gene Ontology annotation, biological process: protein phosphorylation; hormone-mediated signaling pathway. The coding region runs from base 127 to 1872 and encodes 581 amino acids. Gene Ontology annotation, cellular component: plasma membrane. Gene Ontology annotation, molecular function: protein kinase activity; protein binding; ATP binding. The record is from RefSeq and is a predicted model, not a curated record. The transcript is spliced from 10 exons.
GAAUUGGAUACAGAACUCAUUUGAUAGCAAUGUUUCUAAUGGAAGAGAUCAAGCUUAUUUUCAAAGAGGAUUCACUUGCAGAGAUCCACAAUACACCUCUCUGGACAUUAAUUGUGGAGGUAAUCCAUGGGGUACUUACGAGGGAGAUACCAAUCCAUUAGGCCCUCCUCAUACUUUUCAAGCUCAAAUGGGAAACGGGCAGUCAGUAAUACAGGACUUUUUAUGGAUGCUGAAGGCCAUAUAUGGAAAGUGACAGGCAACAGCUCUGAAUUUGCCAAAGGAAUAAACACAGAAUUGUAUGGAACAGCACGUUGUUCUUCUAGCUCCUUGAGAUACUAUGCAUUGUGUCUUCGAAAUGGGCAAUAUAAUGUACAACUCCACUUCGCUGAGAUAGUAAUAUCCAACGGAAUGAUCUUUCCAAGUCUCGGAAGACGCGUUUUUGAUGUUUAUAUUCAGGGAAGAAGAAGAUUGAAAGAUUUUAACAUCAAGGAUGCUGCCGGAGGUUCAUCAUAUAAGGCAGUAAUCAGAAAUUUCGCUGUAAAUGUGACCGAGAACUAUUUGGAGAUCCACUUUUUUGGGGCUGGAAAGGGAACAUUUGACAUACCUCAUAGAGGGACAUAUGGACCAUUGGUAUCAGCUAUCAGAAUCAGUGCAAACUCCAAAACCAACAACAUUAGCAUUAGCAAUGGCAGAAAUAAAAGCAACAAAAUUAUGAUCAUCGGCAUAGUUUCUGGGGCUGUAAUUGCUUUAGGCUUCACAGUGUGUUUAUCAUUCUUCUUUAUUAUAAGAAGAAAUAGAACGAAGAGCCGAUCCUCCAAAGCCAAUGAUGAUAGAGACUUCAUAAAUACGGACACAAUUUCAAACACAUUCAGUCUAGAGAUGAUUAAAAAUGCCACAAGUGACUUCAACCCUAAGAAUAAGAUAGGAGAAGGCGGGUUUGGUACAGUUUUUAAGGGAAUACUGCCGGAUAGAAAAAUGAUUGCAGUCAAGCAGAUGUUUCACAACUCAAGACAAGGCGUUCGGGAGUUUCUUAAUGAACUGGGUACAAUAUCUGCAAUGCACCAUCCCAAUCUUGUGGAAUUGUAUGGUUGUUGCAUAGAAGGAAAACAGCUGUUCUUGGUCUAUGAGUACAUGGAGAACAACAGUUUAGCUCGUGGUUUGUUUGGUCCUCAAGAAUUCAGACUCACUCUUGACUGGCCUCAACGGUACAAUAUUUGCCUUGGAGUUGCACGUGGCCUGGCAUAUUUGAAUGACGGAUCCAGACUGAAAAUUAUACAUCGAGAUAUCAAGACAACAAACAUCCUUCUAGAUCGACAUUUGAAUCCAAAAAUUUCAGACUUUGGAUUGGCCAAGUUAUUUGACGGCCAAGAUAAAACUCACGUUAACACCAGAGUGGCAGGAACAAUAGGAUACAUGGCUCCGGAAUAUGCUUUGAAAGGUCAUCUCACGGAGAAGGCAGACGUGUACAGUUUUGGAGUGGUAGUCCUUGAAGUUGUGAGUGGCAGAACUCACACAGAGAAGACAAUGCAGGCAGAGAUGAUUUAUCUGCUGGAAUGGACUUGGAAUUUGUAUGAGAAGAAAAUGUUGCUCGAUUUGGUUGAUGUGAAUCUGAAAAACUCAAGCUACUCCGAGGAAGAAGUUUUAAGGGCAAUUAAUGUGGGACUGUUAUGCACCCACGGAUCUCCUAUGGAAAGACCUUCAAUGUCCACAGUUGUUGAAAUGCUGGAAGGGAAAAUAGAAGCUCAUGUUUCACAUUCUAGACCGUCACAUCUGGGGAACUGGCAGCCCAAUAUAUAUAGACAAGAGAAACCAUCGUCACGCAGAGAGAGCUUAAGCCUUGGAGAACCAUCCAACGAUAGUUCCUCUGCGUAAGAAAGCUCUGGUAAUAAAAACCAAAUUAAGGGAAGAUAACAGAAAUAAGUAUCGUAUAUUACAUAGUAUCUUCUGAUAUAUAGACAAUCUUAGUCCCUGCUACCCUUGCUAAAAAAGAUGGAUGAUAAUGUUAUGUUGAUGAUUGGAUCACUUAUAAAACAUACACACUAUAUCUAUUGAGCAUUUCUUAAGAAAAACAUACAUAUAUAUUAGCACAUGUUAAAGAAAUUUGUGUAAUGACAGACUACGAGAAAGUAGAGAUUUUGAUUGUAAAUGAAUUAACUCCUUUGAAGA